AUGGGAUGGGGAUUAAAGGACACACCUCCAGAGGUGUUUCCCUCUUCCAGCCAUUUCCAGGUGGCAAGUUUUACAGUGUCCUGCCCCACCUCAGUUGGAAAACUGGUGCUGAUAGAGCUUGACAAACAGCCGCUUGUGGUGUUUCCAGAGGAUGCUUGGUUCCCUGCCAAAGUCGAAGUCAAAUCACCCGAGGGAGUUACUUACAACUUCCCUAUCUACCGCUGGAUCACUGACUGCAAAGUGCACCACUUCAGAGAGGGAACAGCACUGAAAGGGUUUGAAGACAAUCAUCAUCUUGGCAGGUACAGCCGGGAAAAGGAGAUCAAGCAGCGUCAGAAGGAGUAUUGCUGGGAUGUGUAUGCAGAUGGAAUUCCUCACUGCAUAAAAGCAGAUGACCUAUUGUCUCUACCUCCUGAAGUCCGAUUCUCCUUUUCCAGGCAGACAGAGUUUCUGUUCAAUGCGGGGACAGGACUUGCAGAGCUGCAGUUGAAGGGGCUGGCUGAUAAUAAAAUGGAAUGGACGAAUCUUGAUGACAUCAGCAGAGUGUUUUGUUGCAAACAGACUGAAAUAUCCGACUAUGUCCAAGAGCACUGGAAGGAAGAUGCCUUUUUUGGCUACCAGUUUCUGAACGGGCUCAAUCCCAUGCUGAUCAGACGCUGUGACGUCCUGCCUGACAACUUUCCUGUCACUGACGCCAUGGUUUUCCCUGACUGUUGCUGCUGCUUGGUGGAAGAAAUGAAGAAAGGCAACAUUUUCCUUUGUGACUACAAGCAAUUAGACGGUGUGAAAACAAACAUCAUCAAUGGCAAGAAGCAGUACCUGGUGGCUCCACUCGUCUUGCUCCAUAAAACUGAUGAUAAACUCAUGCCUAUUGCUAUUCAGCUGAAGCAGAAACCAGCAGAAGACAACCCAAUCUUUCUGCCGUCAGAUUCUGAGUACGACUGGCUGCUGGCCAAGAUUUUUGUGAGAAGUGCAGAUUUCAGUGAGCAUCAGCUCAAUGUUCACCUGCUUCGCACUCACCUGCUGGCUGAGGCGUUUGCAGUGUCACUGUUGCGCAACAUGCCCAUGGUGCAUCCUCUCUACAAGCUUCUCAUACCUUACACCCGCUACACUAUGCAGAUCAACUUCUUAGCUCGGAAAACACUCAUAUCUGAGGAGGGUGUUUUCACCAAAUUUACAUCUUCUGGUGGAGAGGGUAUGAGCACAAUUCUAAAGAGA
This is a messenger RNA of Fundulus heteroclitus (mummichog), 1218 nucleotides long. RefSeq names its product arachidonate 12-lipoxygenase, 12R-type-like. The transcript has 10 exons. The annotation marks the transcript as partial. Gene Ontology annotation, biological process: lipid oxidation; linoleic acid metabolic process. Gene Ontology annotation, molecular function: iron ion binding; protein binding; oxidoreductase activity, acting on single donors with incorporation of molecular oxygen, incorporation of two atoms of oxygen. The record is from RefSeq and is a predicted model, not a curated record. Lineage: Eukaryota; Metazoa; Chordata; Actinopteri; Cyprinodontiformes; Fundulidae.